AUGUCCAAUCCCUCCUUCGAUUCCCCUCGACGGUCUGCGGUGUUUGCUCGCCAGCCAGAAGAACUGCAUAUCCCAUCUACGGGUCUGAUCAAUCCUAACUUGUCCCGUCAGCCUCCCUCCCAUGACUACCCCACGACUCCAGACACAGGUGCAGGCGCGACCCAGGUCCCUUCGAUCAAUGUGCAAUCGUCCUCGCAGUCUUUACAGUACGGGGGUAGCAGUGGAAAUAGCAAUAACACUCUCCCAGGUGCCUUGACUGCGGGAGGUCAGAAUCGGCCCCCAGCCGUCUCAAUCAAUACAGCUCCGACCGUCGUCCCCACCAUGCAGCAGCCAGCGUCGCAGCAAACCAACCAUCGUUCAAGCAUGAUUAACACUCACGGUCACUCUCGAUCCAGCCCCGCUGGAUUCGACCAAUCGAUGUACAGACAACACGGUGCCCCAGAGGGUUCCAAAUAUCCCACCUCCCCGGGAGCAGGAUAUCCACCACAAACCCCGCAAGGGUCCAAAUAUUCGCCGCUGGGUCUCGCGGACGUUCGCCUACCUGGUGACCAUCUUCUUGGAGACUCGCUUAUGAGCCCAGGCUCGCUUCCAUACAAUGGUGAUUCCCAUGUGCCCACCAACAGCAAUUAUGUGGCACCAUGGCCUAUCUACGCUGUUGAUUGGUGUAAAUGGCCAAUCUCAGGGAGCUCGAGCUCAUUUGGGGGCAAGUUGGCCCUGGGCAGCUACCUAGAAGACAAUCACAACUAUAUCCAAAUUGUUGAUACGCAUUGGGCUCAGCCCGACCCUGAUACGCCAGAUGCGGCAGCAGGGGAGAUUAAACUCGAAUAUGUUAAAACGGCCGAAGCAACACACUCCUAUCCAGUUACACGUAUUCUUUGGGAGCCACCUUCAUCUCAAAAGCAGUCUACUGAUUUACUUGCCACCUCCGGUGAUCAUCUUCGUCUCUGGUCACUUCCCAGCUCUCAGCCGGUACCCAGUUCAAAUACGAUCACAAGGCCUCCUACCCAAGCCCCUACCUCCAAGCUAUCACCACUGGCACUGCUUUCUAAUUCAAAGUCUCCUGAGCAUACUGCUCCAAUCACUUCAUUGGACUGGAAUACCAUAUCUCCUAGUCUGAUCAUCACUUCCAGUAUCGACACGACUUGCACAAUCUGGGACAUUCCCACGUUGACAGCUAAAACUCAAUUGAUCGCCCACGAUAAGGAGGUCUUUGAUGUCAGAUUCUGUGCCAACAGUGUCGAUGUCUUUGUGAGCUGUGGAGCCGAUGGCAGCGUGCGCAUGUUUGAUUUGCGAAGCCUAGAGCACAGCACCAUUAUUUAUGAGCCAUCUGAUAAAACCGAAGUUAAGCCGGUGAUGAGCCCCGGCAAUGCUAGUCCAUCUGGCCCAUCACAAGCAGGGUCAUGGCCUCCGCCAUUACUGAGAAUUGCAGCAUCUCCCCAUGAUGCGCAUCUCCUAGCCACAUUUUCCCAAGAUUCAAGUGUUGUACGCGUUCUUGAUGUACGACAACCUGGUCAAGCCUUGCUCGAAUUGAAAGGUCACUCUGCUGCCCUCAACUGUGUUGAAUGGUCUCCAAGCCGACGUGGUCAUCUGGCUUCCGGUGGCGAUGACAGUCUGGUUCUCCUAUGGGACCUCAUUAAUCAGCAUAAUGCCGUGCCUCUUUCGCAACCCGGCACUACCCCAGGCUCCCAAACCACUACUGAGCGUGGCCCAGCUGCUGCCUGGCAAUGCGAUUAUGAAAUCUCCAAUAUUAGCUGGUCGCCACAAGGCGGAUCCAACCACUCAGGCAAUCCACGAGAAUGGCUCGGCGUUUGCGGUGGACGCGGUAUUUGGGGAGUCUCAUUAUAA
Messenger RNA from Penicillium angulare, 1845 nucleotides. RefSeq lists its product as uncharacterized. Lineage: Eukaryota; Fungi; Ascomycota; Eurotiomycetes; Eurotiales; Aspergillaceae. The transcript is spliced from 4 exons. The record is from RefSeq and is a predicted model, not a curated record. Gene Ontology annotation, cellular component: nucleus. Gene Ontology annotation, molecular function: protein binding. Bases 1 to 1845 code for a protein of 614 amino acids.